Molecule: messenger RNA, 999 nt
Organism: Cynara cardunculus var. scolymus (artichoke)
Lineage: Eukaryota; Viridiplantae; Streptophyta; Magnoliopsida; Asterales; Asteraceae
Exons: 4
Coding region: 1-999 (332 amino acids)
Molecular function (GO): RNA binding
Source: RefSeq, a predicted model, not a curated record
AUGGCGAACCAUGUUGUUUCCAGAGCUUUAGACCCCAAAGCUUCUCCAUACCAUAAGAUCUCGGUCUCCGAUCAUCUUUAUGUUGUCGACAUCCCACAAUCUUAUCCAUGUUAUCAGCUGAUCACUCCUCCUCCUCCUCCGUUGCAGUUCGAGAUUCUGCAACCCUUUAUUGCCAUUUCACCUUACGUCUACGAUGUUCAUCUCCAACCAUCGCCACGUAAGUCAGUACCACCACCGUCGCCGGUUUCGGGGAAGAAAAAGAGUAUCGUUCUAACCCCAGUUCCGUCGGGUCCUCGGAUCCCCAAAGCUCGGGUCCCUCGUCACUUCCGCCGAGUUAACAAGGUGGUGCGUGUGGAGAACUGCCGUGGAGCUCGUCAAGAACAGAAAUGGCGGCCAAAGACUUGUGUAGGAGACAAAGAAACAGGAAAUGAUGUCAAGAAACAAGUAGGGUGUUUUGAAGGAAGAAGACGAUGGAAGAACAGAAGUGGAGAGUAUCAACAAGUUUUACCACUUGAAGCAAAAUCAACUUCUGUGAUGAUUAAAAACAUUCCAAAUAAAUACACGAGAAAGCUGUUGAUCCAAACAUUGGAUAAUCAUUGCAAGGUUGAGAACGAGAAGAUCAAGAAUGAUGAGACAAAGAACCUUGUUUCUGCUUAUGAUUUUCUUUAUCUACCCAUUGAUUUCAAUCAUCGGGUGAACGCUGGUUUCGCAUUUGUCAACUUCACCAAUCCAAAUGCUGCAGUGAGAUUUCGAGAUGCUUUUCAUGGCAAAAGUUGGAACUUGUUUGACAGUCCAAAGAUCGCUGAGAUUUCAGGAGCCAGAAUUCAGGGCAGAGAAGCUCUAGUGAACAACUGCAAGAUAAUGGAUUUCACUUACGGGUCUGAAGAAGACAUGCCAGUCUGUUUUGAUCCGGCAAGGGAUGGGUCGGGUCGGGUUCAUUCCAAGAUGUAUACAGUGGGAAAGUUUGUUCAAUGGGGUAAGAUAAAAUCUGGGAAGUAG